Thamnophis sirtalis is the source of this 1870-nucleotide messenger RNA. Lineage: Eukaryota; Metazoa; Chordata; Lepidosauria; Squamata; Natricidae. The record is from RefSeq and is a predicted model, not a curated record.
GCUACAGCAGAUUAACUAUCUGAGCCUCAUGCAGAUAGUUGGAUUUGCCAAUUUGCCAAAUACGUCACAGCAGAUGCAGCAACCUCAACCCUUCCCAUUAGGAAGAAACUGGGCUUCAAGCACGGAAGGGAAUAAUAUCCAUCGAUCUCCCCCUGUGCAGCCAGCAGGUGAUGUUCAAAUACCUACUGACCAUCAGAUACCAACUCUGGAAAACAGCUGGAAUGUUGGUCAGAAAAAGAACAGCUCUCAGGAAGAAAAGAACUUACCUGAUCAGAACCAGAGAUCUGUGCACAUUAAUGAUCCUUCAGCGUUACGAGAGAGUCAGUCUGUUGGUGCAAGACUGAUGCUGCCACUUCAAAGCUCACCUCAUCAGAAUCCAGCCAGGCCAUUCCCUCUGUUGACUGUUUCCCUUAAUGCUGAGAAGAAACCAAAGCUUAUUCCAUUGGCAAAACCCUUAAAUAAUGCAGAGGGAUUUCCUUUGCUUAAGCUAAAAACAAGUUAUCAAUUUCAGGCACUCAAUUUCUGCCCGGUAACCCCCCACAGAUCUUCUGGACCAUCGUCAGGACCAAGAGAAGCCUGGGGCCUCCCAUCGUCUCUGGCACAAAAUCCUCCUGGUUUACAGAUGUCAGAACCCACAAAUGAGACAGGAGCACAUCUAAACCUGAACCGUUAUGAUCAAAAUGUUACAAACCAGGCACCAGAGCAGACAAAGCGUUGGGCAGAACAGGUCAAAACAGGGAUUUCCAAACAGUUUCCUGUAGAUGAAUAUGGCAUAAAGGAAGAUUCAGCACCGUUGCAACCCUGCCAUGAACGUCUGAGGGCAGAAAAACCAUUGGUUGACCAUGCAAUCAAUUCACAUCAAGCCUAUGGGCCUUUUACUGAAAUCCCUUUGUUAUAUCUGAAGACUAGCCCACAAUCCAAAUGUUCACUAAGUACAUUUACAACAAAAAACACAGAUUGCAGAGCAUCCCUUGGACAGACAGGAUUACCAUUGCUUCACUCUAAUUUGCCUCCACUAACCAAGUUUCAGAUACCGAAACUCAUUCCCCUUCAAGAUCUGAUUGCCUUUGAACAAAGCCAGCAUUCUGUUCAGUACCCACAGUAUAAAGAUCACCCCAAGCAGAUGCAGUUAUUGAAAGCUAACAUUAAAGUAAAUGAAACAAGACAAGUGAGGAGUAACAAGAAAAGGCUGAACAGAGAUAUAUCAGUGUGACCGAUAUAGAGUCUGGUGAUCUUCUCAAGAAUUUGCCAGUUAAAUCUGCGCCCACUGCACAGCCUAUUGUCACGCAACCUGUGAAGUCUGAAUUCCCAGCUUCUACAAAGCUGUAUUAUCCAGCAGUCUCUUUUGCCAGUGUAUUACCACUGGAUGAAUUUGAGAGACAAGACAAGAGUCCCGAAAUGGAAUUAUCUCUACUACCACCAAGUGUAACAGAGGAGGAAAAUGCUGGCGAUCCUCUUACGUCAAGUCUCCUUCAUGAAGAUUUUUCCAGUAUUUACGCGGGGCAAAAGAUCAGCAGAGAGCAUUUUUCUGGAAAACUACAAGAAAUGGAUAGACAACUAUCAUACUUACAAAAUUUGACAGAAAGAAUGGAGAAAGAAUAUAGCACUACUAAAUUGUUUGGGGAAACCUCAAAAGAUGUCAGUGUGAUACCUGAGCAAGAAGAAGAUGACAUAUUGUUCUUUGCACCAGGUGUUCAGCUUUGCAAAGCAGAACGUUAUUCAACCCGUGUAAGAGUGGAGAAUUUUACAGACGAAAAAGACUUCUUAGAAGCAGAAUCUUCCCCAAAGGAUUUCAUUGCCUUAAAAACACCUUCUGUUUCACCUUCAGGAUCAGCUGCUAAUCGUCCCAGGGUCAACGAGUUGUUUGCUG